GCCAUACUGACUAUUUGGAACUCCACGUCGUCGGCGCCGAAGCCGCAAAAAGAAAGAAAGAGGCCCUUUCCAAGUUCCCUUUCCUUCUCUCUUUUAUUUUUCAUCUUAGCAUCUUUCCUAUACUUUAUCCUCCUUCCAUCUUAAACAUCAUGCUCAUCAAGGAAUAUAGAGUCAUCAACAACUGCACAGAAUCCGAGUACCAAGUUGGUCAAUUGUAUGCCACUGCCAUGGCAUCCAAGGAGCAGACUGGCGGUGGUGAGGGUGUAGAGGUAUUGAAGAACGAGCCAUAUGAAAAGGAGAAUGGCGAAAAGGGGCAGUAUACAUACAAGAUUUUCCGUUUGGCUUCGCGCGUACCUGCUUUUGUACGCGCCCUCGCACCCGCAGGCGCUCUCGACCUUUACGAAGAGGCGUGGAACGCUUACCCAUACUGCAAGACAGUCUUGAAGAACGGUUACAUGAAGGACAACUUCUCCAUCGUCUAUGAAACGCUUCACGUCAACAACUCUCGCGGUGAGCUUGAAAACGCACUUAAAAUCUCGGAUGCUGACCUCAAGAAGCGUGAUGUCGUCAUGAUUGACGUUGCUAACGACAAGAUCGACCCCAAGGAGUAUAAGCCCCACGAAGAUCCCAAGCUUGUGCAUUCGAUGAAGGCGAAUCGCGGUCCGCUGACCGAGAAGAACUGGACCCAGACCUGCGAGCCUGUGAUGACUUGCUACAAGCUUGUAUAUAUCGAAUUCAAGUGGUUCGGUCUCCAAGGCAAGGUUGAGUCCUUCCUUGCCAAGACGAUUCAUAACCUUUUUAUCAAGUUCCAUAGACAACUAUUCUGCUGGAUGGAUCAAUGGUACGGCAUGUCAAUUGAAGACAUCCGACAGCUGGAAGAGCAAAUCAAGAAGGAUCUGGACGUGAAGAGAAACGAGGGCCCAGCCGUCGCUGUUCCAUCACCAUCGGAUUCGGCCAGCAUUGCCGCUAGCAGUGUCAAGACGAACGAAGGAAAAUAAACCGACCGUCUGACCCAACAAAAAAAAAGCGACAACAAUGCCCAGAUCUAGUCAUACGUCAGAUCCUCUUACCUCACCCUUCCAUUCCUCCUCGAUUCUCCUCGAUAUAACCUUCAUUACUUCUUUUUCUCGAUCAUCUCUCGUUCCCGCCUUUUCUCUUUUCCUUUUGCAUUCAUACACACAACCAUUUUUUCUUCUCUCUUGUCUUUCAUUGUUGGAGAAGGGGGUGAGGUUUCUUUCCCCCUUUUUUUUUUUACUCGCAAACACACUUAGAUAGGUCAUACUAUAGGGCACACAUGAUAAACUUUCAAUGGAAGCAAAAACACAUCCACACUUUCAUCCAUCGA
This is a messenger RNA of Zychaea mexicana, 1345 nucleotides long. RefSeq lists its product as uncharacterized. Gene Ontology annotation, molecular function: phosphatidylcholine binding; phosphatidylinositol transfer activity; phosphatidylcholine intramembrane carrier activity. Gene Ontology annotation, cellular component: cytoplasm. Gene Ontology annotation, biological process: phospholipid transport. The transcript is spliced from 6 exons. The record is from RefSeq and is a predicted model, not a curated record. NCBI's taxonomy places the organism in Eukaryota, Fungi, Mucoromycota, Mucoromycetes, Mucorales, Lichtheimiaceae. Bases 150 to 998 code for a protein of 282 amino acids.